CCUGGUGGUUCAGUCCAAAGUGAGUAUCAAGUAUGACGUAGGAGCUGAGACGGAUCCAGAGAGCAAGAAGAUGAUCGAGUCUCUGGGAAAACUGGCUUUUGAGCAGCUGCAGAAAGGCAACCUGAUCUUCUAUGCAUCAGACAUGACAGAGUGUGGCAUCGAUAUCACAGCAGCCUCAGUGUACUCAGGAGUGUUCACACAGAUCUUUAAAGAGGAGAAUGGACUGUACGAGCACAAGGUGUUCUGCUUCAUCCAUCUGAGUGUUCAGGAGUUCCUGGCUGCUCUUCAUGUCCAUCUGACUUUCGCCAACUCUGGAGACAAUCUGCUAUUGGAGAAACAGAAAACAACCUGGUUUAAAGUUUCCAGAGACAAAUCAGCACAGUUCUACCAGAGUGCAGUGAACACAGCCUUACAGAGUCCAAAUGGACACCUGGACUUAUUCCUCCGCUUCCUCCUGGGUCUUUCACUGGAGACCAAUCAGACUCUUCUGCGAGGUCUGCUAACAAAGACAGAAAGUAGCUCAGAGACUAAUCAGGAAACAGUGGAGUUCAUCAAGAAGAAGAUUAAUAAGAAUCUGUCUGCAGAGAGAAGUAUCAAUCUGUUCCACUGUCUGAAUGAACUGAAUGAUCGUUCUCUAGUGGAGGAGAUCCAACGGUCUCUGAGAUCAGGAUGUCUCUCCACAGAUAAACUGUCUCCUGCUCAGUGGUCAGCUCUGGUCUUCAUCUUACUGUCAUCAGAAGAAGGUUUAGACGUGUUUGACCUGAAGAAAUACUCUGCUUCAGAGAAGGCUCUUCUGAGGCUGCUGCCAGUGGUCAAUGCCUCCAAAAAAGCUCUACUGAGUGGCUGUAACCUGUCAGAGAGAAGCUGUGAAGCUCUGUCCUCAGUUCUCAGCUCCCAGUCCUCUAGUCUGAGAGAGCUGGACCUGAGUAACAACAACCUGAAGGAUUCAGGAGGGAAGCUGAUCUCUGUUGGACUGAAGAGUCCACACUGCACACUGGAGACUCUAAGGUCAAGAUCCAUUAACCCAUUCAACUGAUGACCAUUUCAACUCUGAUUAACUUUAGUUGAUAAAACAGCUAACAUGUAGCUUUAUGUCUGUUGAUAUGAUAAACUUUGGCAGUAAUGCC
Molecule: messenger RNA, 1127 nt
Organism: Sander lucioperca (pikeperch)
Lineage: Eukaryota; Metazoa; Chordata; Actinopteri; Perciformes; Percidae
Product: protein NLRC3-like
Exons: 2
Coding region: 71-1036 (321 amino acids)
Source: RefSeq, a predicted model, not a curated record